GUUUCGUGAUCGGGAUCGAGGAGGAAGAACGCCCGCAUCGCACGGGUCAGGUCAUAAAAAAGUGCUCGCCCGUUCCGUCGUGCGGUCCUCUUACAUCUUCGCAUCGCAUUAAAAUUUCGUUUAGAUGACGUAGUUUUAUUUUCAUAAAAUUCGUUAUGUCUUCGCUUUUAUCAAAUCGCUUGUGUUGUGCUCUCUCGGAUCUCGUUGCGAUUAGUGUGCAGUGAAGUGAUUGCAAGAACGCUAUCCUUGGAAGGAAAGGAAUGAUGAAGAAGCUUGAUGAAGCAUACCACCAGCGUUUCUCGAUGGGGCUGCCGCUUCUUGGGUGGUCCGUUUAGUUGAUAUUAGUGCAGAUCUGGCAGAAAGAAGAAAAAGUGGAUAUUGUCGAUCCUAGUUCGACCGGAUGUGUUGUGGAUGUCCCAGGGACGAAGUGAAUUUGCCAUUUCGAGAAUAAGCCAUCUCCAGUGAAUCCCUGCAAGUUCCAAGAAAUGCAUCCAUUUUCCUGCACUGGUGGACCAUAAAGUGAAUGAAUGUGCCAUUGAGGGUGAAAGACUUCCUCUGAGAAUGUGCCACCAGUGCGAAUUACGAUUGUCUGUUUGCCAGUUGUUGAUUGAUCCGAAUGAGCAAAAUUAUAAUUGGCGUGGGCGAUUCACGAAUUAAACAAUGCUCACUCUCGAUGCGCUGCUCAUAGCCUUAAACGAGCGCUCGUGUUCCGGUAAUUAGUCAAUUAAUAUGCACAUCAGGAGCUCUGUGUGGUGGAAAUAGUUACCGUGCCGUAAUAGAAUUAGCAGCUGUCGUAUAUCACCAGCACCACCGGAUCGGAAUCGCAGUUGUGGAACGUUAGGAGCAAAACUAUUAGAUUUGACUAUGCAUUUGGUGAUCAGUUCGUUUUGUAGUGCAUUUUAAAGGAAAGAUCGGACGAAUCUCUGUAUUGUUCAAGUGUCUCUAGUUGAACUGAGUGCAUAACCCGGGAGGAGUCAGGGAUAAUCUGCUGGAAGGAAUUACCAGAUCUGGAAAAGACACGAUCAUUCAUGCUUGCUGUAAAAUGGGAGCCCAAUCACUGUUGUCGUCGGUGACCCUGCUGGUUCUGUUUGGAAUCACUGCCAACGCGAAAGAAUUCACCCCGUCCACGAAUCUCAUCACACCUGUGGACUCGCCCCGACUCGAGGCCAUCAAUGGAACCCGAAAUUUCCGCAUGCACGGUAAGAAAGGCAAGGAUGACAAAACCUGGUUCGAUGGCCGCGAGAUGCGUUACAUCUACUGCGUGCGACCGGCCAAGUGCGAACCGAUUCGGCACAAGUCCUGUCUGGGCUCCUCACUGCCGUACUCCUCCAUCAGUCUGGAUCUGACCGAUUCCUUCAGCCAGGAGCAAACCCACGAUAAACUGUACCAGUACAAUGCGUUGCGUCACGUCCCGAAGUGCUGGGCCGUUAUUCAGCCAUUUUUGUGCGCCGUGUUCACACCCAAGUGCGAAAAGAUCAACGGUCGCGACAUGGUCUACCUUCCGUCGCUGGAGAUGUGCAAGAUCACGCUGGAACCGUGUCGGAUACUGUACAACACCAGCUACUUUCCGGAGUUCCUGAAGUGUAACGAAACGCUGUAUCCCUCGAAGUGCAACAACGACGUACGGGAGGAGAUGAAGUUCAACGCUACCGGGCAGUGUCUCAAACCGCUGGUCGCGGCGGAGUCGCCGGCGAAUUACUAUAAAGACAUCGACGGAUGCGGUCUGCAGUGCAAGGAUCCGCUCUACACCGAUCACGAGCAUCGACAGAUCCACAAGCUGAUUGCGUGGGGUGCCGGCGUGUGCUUGACGUUCAACUUGUUCACGAUCGCCACGUUUGUGAUCGAUUGGCACAAUGCGAACAAGUACCCGGCGUUGGUGAUUUUCUACAUUAACUUUUGCUUCAUGGUUUCGUGCAUGGGUUGGCUAGCUCAAUUCACGCCCGGAGGUCGAGAGGAUAUCGUCUGCCGAAAGGAUGGAACCUUGCGCAUUUCGGAACCCAGUGCCGGUGAGAAUCUGUCAUGUAUUGUCGUGUUUAUUCUGGUGUACUAUUUCUUGAUUGCGGCCAUGGUUUGGUUCGUCAUUUUUACGUACGUAUGGCAUAUGAGUUUCAAAGCUAUUGGUAAAAUUCAGGAUCGAAUAGAUAAGAAAGGAUCUUAUUUCCAUUUAAUUGCUUGGUCACUGCCUCUAGUGUUGACGAUAACGAUCAUGGCUCUGAGCGAGAUCGAUGGUAACAGCACGGUGGGAAUAUGCUUCGUGGGGUAUUUGAAUCACCCGAUCAGGGCGGGAUUCCUUUUGGGUCCGGUGGUAUGUGUACUUUUCAUCGGAGGUUAUUUUCUGGGACGAGGAUUGCUAACACUGAUAAAGCUAAAGAUUUCCAGUAAAGAAAUAAUUUCGGCUCGUGCAAGUAAGAAAAUCAGACAGACGAUCGUACGAAUGGGAAUUUGUACGAUGUUCACGUUCGUCUUCAUUGUUUCGACUAUCUUCUGUCAUAUCCACGAGUUCAAAAACACUGAAAGUUGGACGAUUGCAUUGAAGAACUACAUAAUUUGUCAGAUAUCGUCGACUUAUACGGAUGUGACGAGCACUUGUAAGCUUCAUAGCCGCCCAAGUGUGGCCGUGCUUCAGAUUCAUCUUAUUUGCUUGUUUGCGUCCGGAAUCGUGAUGUCCUCGUGGGUCUGGACCAACUCCACUCUGGAAACGUGGGGUCGGUAUUUUCGGAGGCGCUUCCGACCAGACGUCGAGGAACCCGUGAAGCUGCAGAAGCAUAAGGUUAUUGCUCAGGCGUUUGCGAAGCGGAAGGAGUUUCAGAACCAGGGACGACUCUCGAUUUCCUUCCACAACUCCCACACCGAUCCCGUUGGCUUGAAGUUCGAUAUCAAUUCGGCCAUCGGGAGUCACGAUUUCAGCUCGACAUGGGCGAAUAACCUGCCCAGGUUUGUUAACAGGCGUUAUGCAUUGACGGGAGCUGCUACGAGUUCGAGUCAUGAUCCGAGAAAGAAUUCUGUAGACUCGGAGAUAAGCUUCAGCGUGCGUCAUGUUUCGGUGGAGUCCAGAAGGAACUCGAUAGAUUCUCAGGUUUCGGUAAAGAUAGCCGAGAUGAAGACCAAGGUCGCAAGCAGGAGUCGCAGUGGAGUUAGUAGCAGCAAGCAUCAUCAUAAGAAUCGCCAACAGAGGCGGCGAGACUUCACUGCUUCCGGCAGAAGAUACAGUCGAAAAGAAAGUAGCACUUCGGUAGAAUCUCAAAUAAUAACGGCAAUCCAGAAGGGCAGACAUUCCUCUAGUGGAAACAGUCAAUUUUUCGGGGCUAACAAUAUGCAACGGAGAACUGGUAUCGGUGGUAUGGAUGCUGACCAACUCAACGAUUUUAUUUCCAACGGAAAACUAUUGCUUCCAUUCCUGCAUCAGCCCGGCUUGACGACUUCAGAAGACGAUAACGUCUCAAAUGCAUCAUUCAAGGUUCAGGAUUCAAAGUUCGAUGUAAUUCUGAAGCAUAUCGGAAGUGCGGGGACAUCGAGCCGGGUUGAUUCACAUAACGCAGGCUGCCAAAUCGAAGAAUACCAUUCCAGUGACGACGAUGAAAAGCUAAGCUUGAAGCAAGCCAGCAGAGACGAAUUCUCCACGAUGAAAGAUGGCAUGAAGAGCAGUAAGGAAGGUGGACGAGGCAGUAAAAACAGUUCCAAAAGUGUUCGCAGUAAGAAAUCAUCAUCCCGCCAGGGUACCAUUAGAAAGUCCCAAAAGCAUUCACGAGCCAGUCAGAAAAGCCAGCGGAAUGAAAAGAAGGAAAAAGCUCGGGAACGAGAACGCGAAAAGGAACGAGAGAAAGAGCGGGAAAAAGAGCUGCAACUCAUCGAGCGAAACAACAUUACCGAUUUCAACGAUUCCUCCUUCACUUCAUACUGCUCGGAACUGUCCCCUCUCAAUGUGAACAGUUCCUACUCGGGAAUCUCACUCGCCAAAACGAACUCUCGUAAUUCCAAACGUAGCUGCGAUGUUGGAAUUCAGGCGAAUGCUUACGAAAUCGCCACCCAAACCAUGUCUUCGUUCGAGUUCAACGAAAAAGCGCUGAAAAAUGAAGAGAACGAAGACAUCUACACAGAAAACCACCAGCUGCUAGGGCCCAAAUUGGUACCCCAAGUAGUGCAAGCCCCACGCAAGCGUGACCUCGCGGACGUAAGCUUAACCGAGGCGGAGAAACUCAAACAGUUGCUACUUCCCUCAAAGUGAUACAAUCACGUUCGCCUGAAAUACUCAUCCAUAAUCGAAUACUGUCCUAAAAUAAUGUGUCAUUUUAACUACUAUGUAUACAAACUUAGAAACUAGGACUAUUACCAGAGUGGAUAUAACAGUUUUCUGUCUUUUAGUAUAUAGAUAUUAAGUUCCGGGAUCUCUGCGAGAUUCUCGAAUCAACACAAUUUUACAAACAAAACGAUAGGUGCCUUUUUGCAUGAUCAAAAUUAAAGCACUGCAACGAAAAUCAAAGAGCAGCAUUUAUAACCGAUUGAUGGAAACCCCACCAACAGUGUGUCUUCUAAGCAAAUGUCAGGACACAAACGCAGAGACAAUCUUCGAACAAUAAAGGUUAAGACUGAUUUUAACGCAAAACAAUGAACAUAGUACAGUACUCAAACACCGGAGAAUCGGACCAAACCGAAUUAUACACUCGAUUAGAAUAGAGAAUGCGAUGCUAUUUUUGUACGCAAACGUUUUACUUUGUCCAUAUGAGCCAUUUUGGGCUCAACAAAACUGCUUAACCAUAAAAGCGCGCAUUUAUCGAAAAUCAUGAAUAUUUAUGGAUACUCUAAUAACGAUGGUAGUUUAACGUGUGUAAAAAUCUAACAUGCUGUAGAGUAGAAUAUAUGUCGGAUUUUAUAUGUA
Aedes aegypti (yellow fever mosquito) is the source of this 4876-nucleotide messenger RNA. RefSeq names its product protein smoothened (gene smo). Gene Ontology annotation, biological process: smoothened signaling pathway; central nervous system development; positive regulation of smoothened signaling pathway. Gene Ontology annotation, cellular component: cilium; plasma membrane; dendrite. NCBI's taxonomy places the organism in Eukaryota, Metazoa, Arthropoda, Insecta, Diptera, Culicidae. The transcript is spliced from 4 exons. Gene Ontology annotation, molecular function: patched binding; transmembrane signaling receptor activity. The coding region runs from base 1043 to 4225 and encodes 1060 amino acids. The record is from RefSeq and is a predicted model, not a curated record.